Molecule: messenger RNA, 1635 nt
Organism: Aspergillus affinis
Lineage: Eukaryota; Fungi; Ascomycota; Eurotiomycetes; Eurotiales; Aspergillaceae
Product: glycerophosphocholine acyltransferase
Exons: 2
Coding region: 1-1635 (544 amino acids)
Biological process (GO): phosphatidylcholine biosynthetic process
Source: RefSeq, a predicted model, not a curated record
AUGGUGAUGCUAACAUUUGGGCGUUUCCUCAGUCGACCCUAUCCGCAUCGCCGUGACGGUCCUACGCUUUUUGUCUUCCAACAGAAACUCAUCAUGGAGGACGGUGGCUCCGACCAAAAGCUCCCGGUGCGAAAUGACUCGCCUUUACUGCACGCGGCCGCAGGCGACGAUGACCUAUCCGAUGUGGACGUGCUCACAGACUCUGACAACUACUAUUCACCACCUGCCUCACCAGGAAGGUUGUCCCGGAGCCCUUCGUUCUCGUACCAAGAUGAUUGGGAGACCUUUCCAUCCCUUGACCAGCUGUCGGUCUUUGACUUGCUCGAUAAUCUUUCCCUUUCGCAACGGCUCGAAAAGCUUCAGCAAACGAUCAAUGCGCAGAAAGAGAAAGUGCGCAAACAACGCGAGAAACUGAAAUAUACUUCUAUAAAUGCAAAGGAUCGCGUCGUGGGCGAAUGGAAAAAGCGGGUUCCCACGGCCGACGAGCGCCUGGACAAGUAUCGCCGGCGGAUGAAGGUCGGGGUUGAACGCUUGGGCAAGCAAUGGAACGAAGCGGCCACAGUCACUCUGCGUGAAAAGGUAUCAUUCAUUGCCGGUGUCCUCAACAUCUUCAUCAGUGGCUAUCUCAUCGGUGCCCACCCCGAAUAUUUCUACAUCUGGUUCAGCGCGCAGCUGGCGUACUUCAUGCCCAUUCGGUAUUACCGAUAUCACAAGAAGGGGUAUCAUUACUUCUUGGCCGACUUGUGCUACUUUGCCAAUGUGCUUUGUUUGUUGAGUCUCUGGGUCUUUCCCGGAUCGCCGAGACUCUUUAUUAGCACAUUCUGCCUGGUGUUCGGGAAUAAUGCGGUUGCAAUUGCCAUGUGGCGGAACUCCAUGGUAUUCCAUAGCAUGGAUAAGGUUGUGAGCCUUUUCAUUCACAUCAUGCCUCCGAUGACCUUGCAUUGUCUUGUUCACCUCACCUCGGCCGAAACACUGAAGGAUAGAUUCCCCGCCGUGUAUAGCAUCAAGUUUAGUGACCCUGGGUCUCCAGAGCACUUUUCUCUUCUCUCUAUGAUGGGCUGGGCGACCGUACCGUACAUUGUCUGGCAGCUUGCCUAUCAUUGCUUCAUCACUGUCCGUCGAGCAGAGCAGAUCGCUGCUGGACGGCCGACCAGCUUCACCUGGCUUCGCAAAUCCUACUCGAAAGCCUGGAUUGGCAAAAUCGUGCUUAGCCUUCCGGAGUCACUACAGGCUCCCGCGUUCAUGCUGAUCCAAUACCUCUACGCGAUGCUGACUAUGAUCCCUUGUCCGCUGUGGCUGUGGUACCGGUGGGCCAGUGGGAUCUUCUUGACCUGUUUGUUCGUUUUGAGCAUCCAUAACGGCGCAACCUAUUAUAUCGAUGUAUUUGGCAAACGAUUCCAGAAAGAAUUGGAAGAACUGAAGAAGGAUGUUGCACGCUGGCAAUCGUCACCCGAAAACAACGCCACGGUCGCUGGGCUCGAUGAGAAAGCUACAACAGGAGAGCAAGCUUCGAAAGGCAUGGUAUCCGACCAGUCCGGUAUUGACAAGAUUCCUCCUCUUGACUCCGGCGCUGCCUCGACGGGCGUGCAAGAACCGAACUCCGCGGGCGACUCAUCGAUUCGUGAAAGGAAAUAA